Messenger RNA from Chlorocebus sabaeus (green monkey), 5245 nucleotides. It is a transcript of the gene DHX30, whose product is annotated as DExH-box helicase 30. NCBI's taxonomy places the organism in Eukaryota, Metazoa, Chordata, Mammalia, Primates, Cercopithecidae. Gene Ontology annotation, molecular function: DNA helicase activity; G-quadruplex RNA binding; RNA helicase activity. Gene Ontology annotation, cellular component: cytoplasm; intracellular anatomical structure; nucleus. The record is from RefSeq and is a predicted model, not a curated record.
GAGGGCGGGCUGCCGAUGCCCUCACCUGGGCUCGGGCCUCGGGUCCGCCCGGCCCGCAGGGGGCGCGCGGCGCUCGGACCGGCCGCUCCCGUUCUCUUCGCCCGGUCCCUGCCGCGCGUAGGCCACGGGGUCGGCGGGAACACGAUGGCGGCCGCCAGGAGACUCAUGGCGCUGGCCGCCGGCGUCUCUCCGCGCCUGCGGCCGCUGGGUCCCCGCGCUGCUGGGCGACAGGGUCGCUCGCGCGGCUUCUCAUCAGGCUGCGCCCACCCCGACCGCACCAAGGAGGCCGCCGAGGCCGAGUCAGGGAUGGCCCCCGGCGGGCCUGGGGAAGGCGACGGAAGCAUUGUGAACGCUUCUAGGGACCUAUUAAAAGAAUUCCCACAGCCCAAAAAUCUUCUCAACAGUGUGAUCGGAAGAGCCCUCGGCAUCUCACAUGCAAAAGACAAACUAGUCUACGUGCACACAAAUGGACCGAAGAAAAAGAAAGUCACACUGCACAUAAAGUGGCCCAAGAGCGUGGAGGUAGAAGGCUAUGGCAGCAAGAAGAUCGAUGCUGAGCGGCAGGCUGCAGCUGCGGCCUGCCAGCUGUUCAAGGGUUGGGGUCUGCUGGGUCCCCGGAAUGAGUUGUUUGACGCAGCCAAAUACCGAGUGCUAGCUGAUCGCUUUGGCUCCCCUGCUGACAGCUGGUGGCGUCCUGAACCCACCAUGCCCCCUACUUCCUGGCGGCAGCUGAAUCCGGAGAGCAUUCGGCCAGGGGGACCUGGGGGCCUAUCCCGCUCUUUGGGCCGGGAAGAAGAAGAGGAUGAGGAGGAAGAGCUAGAAGAAGGGACCAUAGAUGUUACCGACUUCUUGUCCAUGACCCAGCAGGAUUCCCACACCCCACUCAGGGACUCAAGGGGGAGUUCCUUUGAGAUGACAGAUGAUGACAGUGCUAUCAGGGCUCUGACCCAGUUUCCACUUCCCAAGAACCUUCUGGCCAAGGUGAUUCAGAUUGCAACGUCAUCCUCCACAGCUAAGAAUCUCAUGCAGUUCCAUACUGUGGGCACCAAGACCAAGCUGUCUACACUCACCCUGCUCUGGCCCUGCCCCAUGACCUUUGUUGCCAAAGGGCGCCGCAAAGCAGAGGCUGAGAAUAAGGCGGCAGCCUUGGCCUGCAAGAAACUGAAGAGCCUGGGCCUGGUGGACAGGAACAAUGAACCACUUACACACGCCAUGUAUAACCUGGCCUCUUUGCGUGAGCUGGGUGAGACCCAGCGCCGACCGUGCACCAUCCAGGUGCCCGAGCCCAUCCUCCGCAAGAUAGAGACCUUCCUGAACCAUUACCCUGUGGAGAGUUCAUGGAUCGCCCCAGAACUCCGGCUGCAGAGUGAAGACAUCUUGCCCUUGGGCAAGGACUCAGGGCCUCUCAGUGACCCUAUCACAGGCAAGCCCUAUGUGCCCCUGUUGGAAGCAGAGGAGGUACGUCUCAGCCAGAGUCUGCUAGAACUGUGGCGGCGGCGAGGACCAGUCUGGCAGGAGGCCCCCCAGCUACCUGUGGAUCCACAUCGGGAUACCAUCCUCAAUGCCAUUGAGCAGCACCCGGUGGUGGUCAUCUCUGGGGACACAGGCUGUGGGAAGACCACACGCAUCCCCCAGCUGUUGCUGGAGCGCUAUGUGACCGAGGGCCGCGGUGCCCGCUGCAAUGUGAUCAUCACCCAACCUCGCCGCAUCUCUGCUGUGUCUGUGGCACAGCGGGUCAGCCACGAACUGGGCCCCUCCCUGCGCCGGAACGUGGGCUUCCAGGUGCGGCUGGAAAGUAAGCCCCCAGCCCGAGGCGGGGCCCUGCUCUUCUGCACUGUGGGUAUCCUGCUGCGUAAGCUGCAGAGCAACCCCAGCCUGGAGGGUGUGAGCCACGUCAUCGUGGAUGAGGUACAUGAGCGGGACGUGAACACAGACUUUCUGCUGAUCCUGCUCAAGGGCCUGCAGCGGCUCAACCCGGCCCUGCGGCUGGUGCUCAUGAGUGCCACAGGGGACAAUGAGCGCUUCUCCCGAUACUUUGGUGGCUGCCCCGUCAUCAAGGUGCCUGGCUUCAUGUACCCGGUCAAGGAGCACUACCUGGAGGACAUCCUGGCCAAGCUGGGCAAGCACCAAUACCUGCACCGGCACCGGCACCAUGAGUCUGAGGAUGAAUGCGCACUCGAUUUGGACCUUGUGACUGAUCUGGUUCUGCACAUCGAUGCUCGUGGGGAACCAGGUGGGAUCCUGUGCUUCCUGCCUGGGUGGCAGGAGAUCAAAGGAGUGCAGCAGCGCCUCCAGGAGGCCCUGGGCAUGCACGAGAGCAAGUACCUCAUCCUGCCAGUGCACUCCAACAUCCCCAUGAUGGAUCAGAAGGCCAUAUUCCAGCAGCCUCCAGUUGGGGUGCGCAAGAUUGUCUUGGCCACCAAUAUUGCGGAGACUUCCAUCACCAUCAAUGACAUCGUGCAUGUGGUGGACAGUGGGCUGCACAAGGAAGAACGCUAUGACCUGAAGACCAAGGUGUCCUGCCUGGAGACAGUGUGGGUGUCAAGAGCCAAUGUGAUCCAGCGCCGGGGCCGAGCGGGCCGCUGCCAGUCAGGCUUUGCCUACCACUUGUUCCCUCGAAGCCGGCUGGAGAAAAUGGUCCCUUUCCAAGUGCCAGAGAUCCUGCGCACGCCUCUCGAGAACCUGGUGCUGCAAGCAAAAAUCCACAUGCCUGAGAAGACGGCGGUGGAGUUCCUGUCCAAGGCUGUGGACAGUCCAAACAUCAAGGCAGUGGACGAGGCUGUGAUUUUGCUCCAGGAGAUCGGGGUGCUGGACCAGCGGGAGUACCUGACCACCCUGGGGCAGCGCCUGGCUCAUAUCUCCACCGACCCCCGGCUGGCCAAGGCGAUAGUGUUGGCCGCCAUCUUCCGUUGCCUGCACCCGCUACUGGUGGUUGUUUCCUGCCUUACCCGGGACCCCUUCAGCAGCAGCCUACAGAACCGGGCCGAGGUGGACAAGGUGAAAGCACUGUUGAGCCACGACAGUGGCAGUGACCACCUGGCCUUUGUGCGGGCUGUCGCCGGCUGGGAGGAGGUGCUGCGUUGGCAGGACCGCAGCUCCAGGGAGAAUUACCUGGAGGAAAACCUGCUCUACGCACCUAGCCUGCGCUUCAUCCACGGACUCAUCAAGCAGUUCUCGGAGAACAUUUAUGAGGCCUUCCUGGUGGGGAAGCCCUCGGACUGCACCCUGGCCUCUGCCCAGUGCAACGAGUACAGUGAGGAGGAGGAGCUGGUGAAGGGCGUGCUGAUGGCCGGCCUCUACCCCAACCUCAUCCAGGUGAGGCAGGGCAAGGUCACCCGGCAGGGGAAGUUCAAGCCCAACAGCGUCACAUAUAGGACCAAAUCAGGCAACAUCCUGCUGCACAAGUCGACCAUUAACAGGGAGGCCACACGGUUGCGGAGCCGAUGGCUGACGUAUUUCAUGGCGGUCAAGUCCAAUGGCAGCGUCUUCGUCCGGGACUCCUCGCAGGUGCACCCGCUAGCUGUGCUGCUCCUGACCGACGGGGACGUGCACAUCCGCGAUGACGGGCGCCGGGCCACCAUCUCACUGAGCGACAGUGACCUGCUGCGGCUGGAGGGUGACUCGCGUACCGUGCGGCUGCUGAGGGAGCUGCGGCGGGCCCUGGGCCGCAUGGUGGAGCGGAGCCUGCGCAGCGAGCUGGCUGCACUUCCCCCCAGCGUGCAGGAGGAGCACGGGCAGCUGCUUGCGCUACUGGCAGAGCUGCUGCGAGGACCGUGUGGCAGCUUUGAUGUGCGCAAGACAGCUGACGACUGAGCCCUGCUUCUGCUGGGGCUGUGUACAGAGUGCAAAUGUUUAUUUAAAAUAAAGUUCUAUUUAUCCCUUGUGACCACUGCUGUCCACUAGGGGCUCCUCUCUCAGGGCCUCCAUACACUGGGCCACGGUUCCCCAAAGAGGAAGAAGGAAGGUAGAGAAGAGAGAUGCUUAUUGCUGGGGGACGGGCUGCCUGUGGCCCCAAGUCUUGAGAGAGAAAGAAGGGGGUUAGAACCUCCUUCCUUCGCCAAGAGCAGGAAGCAGCCGUGCUGUUAACCAGCCCAGUCCCCUGGCACAGCUGCUCCUCUGGGUACCCACCACAGGAAGCCUGUCAGAACUGUCACUGUCCUUGUAGUUUUGGGCAGUAAGUGUCGAGCAGCCCUUUACCAGGCAGACUGGAGGAGAGUUCCGCAGGUAGCCGAGGCCCAGGGCUGUGUGCACGGUGGUCCUUCCUGUAUCCACAUCCACAAGUUCAUAGCCGAGGGGCUGAAUGCCGAGGUCAUGGAGAUCAUGUGCACACGGCAUUUCAGUCCCUUGAUGCAAGGGGGUGAGCUGAGGGCAGGAGGAUCAGGGAGGUAGAUGCAAACCGAGACACAGAAGCACGGAGCCUGUGUGAUGGGACAUCAGGCAGCUUUAUUUACUCUUAAAACUGUUACAACAGAAUCACAGACUGACACAGGUAAUGGCUGAGCCAUAAGCAAAUCGGGAAGUACAGAACUGUCCCACCCCAAAUGGCUGCGGAGUACACAUCACACAGGGCCUCUGGUCCUGGCCUUCUCAGGUGCUCUGGUGUGCAGGAUCCUUCGAGGGAACUCUGACCACUCCUAUUGUCUUACCUAGAGAGCAUGCCACUUGGGCCACCUCCCCCCAACCCUUGGCCAAAGGAGCGAAAGGACCUGGAACCUGUCGUCAACCUCAGCAUCCUCAUGACCCCGGGACAGACGCAGCAGAGGCAGCAGCUUCCCAGCAGGCCCUUCCUCCUGCUGACGAAACACUGGCUCCCUCAUGUUCUGGGCACAGCGGAAGUGUUCUGCACAUGGUCUCUAUGGAGGAAAGCUGGUCCCCCUGGCCCAGGCAGCACUUCCUCCGUGAGACCCUGCAGUUUCCUGGUGUGUGCCUGGGGAGCUAGAGACAUGGUGCCACACCUCCAUAAGGCACUGCUACCUCAGAAAGGGGGAGGAGCUGUCAGGCCCAGGACUGCCUCCCUGCACAUGGAGAUCAAAUCUAAACCUAAGUCAAGACCCCUUCCUUCUCCAGCUCCAAGGGAUGCCAGGACCAGAGAAGGGCAGAGGUCAGGAGGGGCCUGAGGAGGCCAAGUCUGGGGCAGCCUCAGAGGCAAAUCUACACUGUAGCCAGUCCCCUCCAGAGAAGCCCUUGGAAUCUUCCAGGCCAUUUCACUACAAACUUAUGUUUGAAUCCUUUAUUAGAAACCAUG